This is a messenger RNA of Miscanthus lutarioriparius, 1542 nucleotides long. The record is from the annotation of a GenBank genome assembly. NCBI's taxonomy places the organism in Eukaryota, Viridiplantae, Streptophyta, Magnoliopsida, Poales, Poaceae.
AUGGACUGGGCCGACCUUCCCUGGGCUUUACCAUCGGCCUAUCUACCGCAAUUCGUUCAGACGUUCACGGCCCAUCCUGAUUGUCCGUCCCCUCGGUCGGGCGGAGCGGCGAGGUUGGGGCGCGCCGAGACGACGGUUGGAGAGCGGCGGGAUUCCGGCGACCGGCUCAACGAUCCGCAGCUUCCUGUUCGGAAUCUGCUCCGCCAGCCGAAGCACCCGGUGUUCUCCUUCAACUUCGCCAUGUCGUCCACCUCCUCUCCCCACCGGAAGUUGCUCCACUCCCUGGCAUACUGGGCGGUGCAGCGCUGCCGGAUGUCGGAGUCGCCGUGCCGGCUCACGGUCUCCCUCAAGCGCCCCGCCGAACCUGCCAGCUCUUCGCCGCUGCGCGUCUCCGUUUCGGACACUGGGGUGGGCAGCAAACUGGAGUUCCUGGAGCUAGACGCCCUGGCUCGUGAGACUCCCGCAGAGAAAUGGGAUGGCACACUCUUAAUCACAACUACUGGAAUCAAUGAUGAAGCCAUUUAUCGUUAUCGAAUUAAUCUUCAAGAAGAGAUAUCAAGUGCAAGAUUCAGCAAGCUGGCUACCACAUACAAAAAUCAUGCACGAUUCAGUGGAACUGAAGUCUGCCUUUGUCUCUCAAAUGAUGCUGAUGUUGAUGAUCUUAUAUUAUGGUUGGUUGGCUUCUUCAGAAAGAAUUUAGCAUGUGAGCUCUUUGUUGAGCAAACAGGCAACGCUGAUUCCAGAAAUGUCUGUCUAACACAAGAUUCUGAUGAUGUGCAUCAUUCUGUUACGGCAUCAAGUAUUGACCAGCUAGUUUCUGGUCUUAAAGACUACACACUCUUCCAUGGAAACACUUGCGACAAGUGUGGUGCGUGCUCAUUGAAUAGAGAUCUUCUAAAGAUUGGAACUGGAGCAGCAAACCAUGUAGACAGAAGAAAAUCUAAAGGACUGCAUGUUGAAGUAGUCAUAGUGAUUGCACAGACUGCAUCUGAUUCGACUUGUUGUAUGGUAAAUUGCCCGUUCACACAGGUUUUGUACUUUGAAGAUUUUGUACCUUGUCAGAUAUCGCAGUCCUCUUUUGAUGUGUUGAUGAGCACAGAUUGGCAAAGCUAUGGUUUCAAGUUAAAAGGAGAACGGCAGGGAUCUCAACAAGGCAGAUACCUUGUGAGGAAGGCACUCAAAUCUGCUCUAUCUCACUUGAAAGCAGAUCAUGCAGGAGAUUUUCUUAGUUGCCAUGGCCAGAGGGUUCGUGAAUUUGUUCCUGACCUUGCAGAAUCAAUUGCUGGGCUGAUCUUGUCGUCCACCGAUGAAGAGUUCCAAGACGAAUGCAUUGCGCUUCUUGGGCUAGGCUCGGAACAGGAUAUCUCGGAAGGAGCAGUUCAAUCGUCAAUCUCUGAGAAGAUGAUCCGUAUCAUAGAGAUGAAUGACACCAAGGAGAAUGCAGAGGACAACGUGCCUUAUCUGUUCGAGUGCGAGAAGCUGGAUGGAGAUAGCGAGCUGGACGAAGAAGAUGGAGAUGAAGACAUGGCUUUCGAUUUCUAG